GGACGAUAGCCAGGAAAAGAAAAUUUUAUGAUAUUAAUUUUCUUUUUUCCUGCCCAUCCUCCAUCAAUAUGAAAAUUCACUAAUACGUCAUACCCAAGCAAUUAAACCACAAGGGAGGGAAGAUAAUUAUACUUCAAUUUAUAUGGCCCAACAGGCUAAAAAAUAAGAGAACAAACUGUCCAAACAGGACCUGAGAGUCUACAAAGAAACGUAGUGGGGUAACUGCAGAUCAUUUCGGAAGACACUCCUGCCUCUGAUGCCCAGGAGGUUGCCACACCAAGUGUCUAAUGUACCUUACUAAAUUUUCAUGUUGACGGUGGCAUAACUAAUGGAGAACAGGGAACAGACUCCAUGGCUGCAUGAUGAUCCAGCCUCUUCUGUCAAACUGCAUCUGCAGGUACUACCAUCACUCCUCAAAGUUGAAUGGCAGCUUGGAAUGAAUUCCUGGAUAAUAAACCACUUGAACUGAGGUCCUGUGGAGAUACAAUUGAGCUCACUAUCCGGGUAGAAGAACAUCAAGAAGAGGACAAUAUGGCAUUACCCUGUACAGUGCAAUGUUCUGGUGCUGGUCAAAAUUCUGCUAAUAAUGCAUUAAAUGUAUCGACACAAUCUAAUGUUACGUCAGAAACAGUUCAGAUGGCUCCGAAUGUGACCCAAACUUCCAUCCCUUUAGAAAGUGACUCACAAUAUUUUGUGGUCAGGGAUAGCAUUAUUUAUGCAGUGAAGAAUAACUUUCCAGGUCUGAAUAUCCAAGUUACUCCAUGGGAAUUGAAAAUAUCUGGGGGCCCAAGAGAUUUGGUACAGGCACGAAGAGAGAUUAAGACUGCUAUAGAUGGAGUCAAGUUCAGGACUAUUGCGUUACAGUGCAAUAUCAAAGAUUUUCUCAGCUGCUGGGAUAAGAAAGCCCUUUCUGAAAAAAUAUUUGGCAGGACACAAGAAGGCUGUGUUAUCUUAGAUUCAUCACGAGGUCUGCGCUUGUAUGCACCUUGUAUCACUCUUCUUGAUCAAGCAGAGAAUUUACUAAAAGGAAUUUUUCAAGAAAGAAGUAUUUAUAUAAAAAAUGAGGACAGAAAUGUCAUUGUUUCAGAGUCGUGGACAAGUUUGACGGAGAAAAUUCAAAGCAACAAAAAUAUUCUUCUCUGUUCCCAUGAAAACGAAAAUGGUAGCUUGAAUCUGUCUCUGCAAGGCUUUAAAAAAGAUGUGGAAACAGCAACUGAAAUAAUUAAAGAUCACCUACGCUUACACAUUACAACUCAAGAAGACCUUAACCUAGAGAGUAGAAUAUUAGUUGAAAACCUGGAUGACUUAAUGCUAAGCUUUAAUUUGGGAGAACUAGAGACAGGUGUUAGAUCCUUACCUUCCUCAGGUACCAGUGUAACAUUGAUUGGACCAGAAAAUGCUGUGACAAAAUCAAUGGAAUUGCUCAGAAAUGUAAAGCAAAUCAUUUGCCAUGAGUUCCUUUCAUUGGGAGAACAUGGAGCAUUAUACUUUUUUAAAAACCAAGGAAAGGAAAUGCUAGACCAAAUUUCUAAGGAUCAUAAUUGCAAGGUCUAUAUUGGUGAAUCUAAGGAAGCAUGCAGUAAGAAAGAAAGCAGAGGCAGAAAAUGUGACUUAAGGACAUUGCCCCCAAAAAAGGAAAAGAGUGCGGAGUGGCAGCAAAGUACAGCAGGUUACACAAUGCCUGUUAAUAGUACUGAUAACAAGCAACCAUUAAUUCAACUUAUACUGAGCUAUGGAAAUCUUGAAGAAAAACAGGCAAAUGUGAUCAGUGCCCCCCUACUUGCUGCCAACCCAAGACUUAAUGUUUUGAAUGUCACCAAUAGCCUGCAAACUAAGGCAGGGACCAAAUUCUCAACCCUUUUUACUACAAUUCUUAAUGAUCGUCCCACCCUGAUGCCAGGAAGUCUUGUAGAAAUGCCAUUGGCUAAGAAUACACAUGCAUUAAAUUGUGACUCCAUGCUCUUCAUUGUAUGCACUCCUUAUGAUGAACCUCAUGGCUCUUCAGUAAAGGAUCUGAGAAAGGGGAUUUCAGACAUGCUGAAGAAAUGCAGUCAAAAAAAGAUGUGCUCGGUAGCAAUGCCGACUAUUGGUGCUGGCAUAGCUUUACGUUUCCCUAAUGAGAUUGCAGCCAGAAUAUUUGGGGAAGAAUUAAAAUUAUUUGUGGAAAAAGAACCCAAUACCAGUUUAAAGAAAAUACAGCUGGUGUUCCAGAAAAACAUGCAGUGUUUAUUUGCAGCCUAUGAGGAAACAUUAUUACAAAUGGAUUUUGGAGGUCGGAUUGUUCUGUGCAAUGAAGAUGGAGAUCCUUUAAAAAAAUUAACACUUGGACAACACAUUGACCUGAGAGCAGGAAAGCUGUCUGUGUCUGUGGUCUACGGGGAUAUUGUGGAGGAAAACAACGAUGUUAUUGCAAACUCAACCAACUUUAAUCACUGGGGACCUAAAACUGUGGCUCAUUCUAUAUUUACUGCUGCAGGACCUGAAGUGAUUACAGAUACUCAACGCUGUCACAGUUCUAACCAAAAGGUUGUGGUGACAGGAUCAGGAUCUCUUAACUGUAAAUAUAUUUUUCACUGUGACUGUCAAAGUAGCCUUUUAAACAUCGAGCACAUUGUUAGGGAAGUAUUACUGAAAUGUGAGGAAUCCGGCCUGCAAUCUGUAUCAAUGCCAGCCUUUGGCACAGGAGUUUGUAGGUUCGACCCAGAGACUGUAGCCAAAUACAUGGCAAAUAGCAUAUCUUCAGUUGUCCAGAGUUCUAAUCUGUCUAGCCUCACCUCUGUGCGUCUGGUCGCAUUGAAACCCUACAUCUACAGAAUCUUUUCUGUUAUAUUUCAGAAAUAUUUCAAGCCAGCACAGGAAGCUACACGGAAAUCACUUGAUCUACUUACAGCACGUCUAAAAUGCAGACAAGUCCAAAACACCAAACAAAUAAAGUAUAAUGGCAUCCAUGAGAUUCCAAUACCUCAUCAUCCUAUAGCUUUGCUGAGUAUUGUAGGAACAGACCCAAAGACUUUGAAAACUGUCAAAUCUAUUUUGGAAUCUGAAUUUUUUAACCACUACUGGGAGGAGGAAAUAGAAGAUGCUCUGCUUAAAAGCAUGUCAGAGGAUGAAAUCCAAAGCCUCUUCUCUUUGUUGAAAGAGAAACCACAAGUCCAAGUGAUUCUGAAUCAAGGAAGGGGAUGUAUUCAUAUUAAUGGUUGUGAUGCAAAUAUUCCAGAGUUGUCAGUUCAAGUGAAAAAUAAACUCAAAGAUAUUUUACAUGCUAGACAAGAAGAUGCACAGAGAGAUAAAGCAGGGCUUCUGAUUCAGUGGAGUUAUUGUAAUGGAGCAUCAGUCACCCCUUUUGAAGAAGAAACCUGUCAACAACUGGAAAAAAAGUUUACAUCUGAUUGCAAAGGCACAUUGACUGUUGACUUUGACAACAGGACACAAAUCAAUGUGAACCUUGAGACAAUGAAGGCUUUGAUACCAAAUCUUGGGCAGGAAGUUACUGUUGUGAGGAAGGACUUAGAAUCAGAAACUGAUCUCCCUGACCACUGGGACCAAAUGAACGGACAUGCCCUAAUGAUGGUACCUCUAGAUCCUAACUCAGAAGAGUACUGUAAAGUUCAUGCUGAUUUCACUAGAACAGCUGGCCAUUGCUGCAUUGUGAAGAUUGAGAGAGUCCAGAACAUUUACCAGUACAUUGCAUAUGCACUCAGCAAGAAGAUCAUGAAAGAGAAGAAUGGGACUGCUAAAGUUAAUGAGUGUACUUUAUACUAUGGAACAGCAUCCAAAAACUGCCAGUCCAUUAACUACAAUGGCUUUGACCGAAAUUUUGACCUUAAUGCCACCACUUAUGGUGAUGGAGUCUAUUUUUCAGUGGAUGCCAGCUACUCUGCUGGGAUAAAAUUCUCUCCUCAAGAUCCGGAGACCCAACUGCGAUACAUAUACCAAGUGAAAGUGUUAGCUGGACACCACACAAAAGGAAGGAGAGGCAUGAAGGCUCCUCCCUGCAAGUCCCCAAGUGCCCCAUUUGAUCUCUAUGACAGUUUAACAGACAACAACGAUGACCCAACCAUGUUUGUGGUGUUUCAUGAUGAUCAGGUUUAUCCUGAGUAUCUUAUUUCCUUCAGAUAAAAAAAUCCCUGAUGAGCUGUGACAAGAUUAUGGAUUUUAAUAUGGAAAAAUUAACCUUGAAUGUAUUGGAGGGGAAAUGCAGGAUGUUCACUGCAGUGUUAUCACUUUUUCUAAAUGCUGCCUUGUUUAACGUUAGACCUCAGAAAGGAUUUUAAUAUUACUGUUAAUACAAAAAACAUUGUACUCACUUGCCAUCAGACUUGUCAGGCUAGGAUGCUACGGGGGCGCCAUUUCAGUGGGAAAUAAUUUAUUUUACAAGGCACUGAUACCCAAACAAACUCCCCUACAGUAAUAUUGAAGUUAUCUGACAAGAGAUGGUACAAUUUAGCACAAUGUAGACAUAAUCCCAACUUUUAUUGCAAGAUACUUCAGACAUUGCACACCCUCACCUUGCAAUAAAAGUUGGGAUUACCCCGUUUGAAGCACAACAAGGUACUGGUGUUCCAUUUUGUUUAAAAGUAUAUUGCUGGCGUGUAGCAAGGCCAGUACUGUUACCUGCCCCUCUGCACAAUUUACUAGUUUUGUCUCUUUACUGCUACAUUGCAAGUUGGAGUUAUAUCACCCCUCUCUUCACUUCACAGCAGCCUAUCAACAGAACAAUGGGCAGCUAACCAGAUAGCAGUUUCCUAACUCUGCUGAAGGAUUUGUUUGCAUUGCUUAAAAUCCCUAGCCCCACCUAAUGGGGGAUUUUAGCUGUAAGGGGGUUUACUUCUCCUUUAAAAUCAUUAGUCAAUGGUGCAAUGAGGCUGUGACAACAAAGUUCACAUAGACAAUUACAAAAGGUCCUCUGCACUCAACCCAUUAUUAUCAAUAGUGUAUAUUAAGGACAUUGAGACAUUUCAUGCAUUAAGCUACUAAGGCGCAAAUUUACUAAAGGCGAAGUUGCUAACGCUAGCGAAAAUUUGCCAGCGUGAAGUCAUUUUGCCACUUCGCUGAUUUACCAAUGGUCCCUGGCAUAUAUUCACUAGUGAAGUAGACAGACUCUAGCGGUACUUCGAACCCUUACGCCAGGCAAAGUUGCGCUCUGACGAAGGGACGUAACUACGCUUAUU
Xenopus laevis (African clawed frog) is the source of this 5171-nucleotide messenger RNA. RefSeq names its product poly (ADP-ribose) polymerase family, member 14, gene 3 L homeolog (gene parp14l.L). Gene Ontology annotation, biological process: negative regulation of DNA-templated transcription; protein poly-ADP-ribosylation; negative regulation of gene expression. Gene Ontology annotation, molecular function: glycosyltransferase activity; NAD+-protein mono-ADP-ribosyltransferase activity; transferase activity. Gene Ontology annotation, cellular component: nucleus; cytoplasm. The transcript is spliced from 16 exons. The record is from RefSeq and is a predicted model, not a curated record. The coding region runs from base 424 to 4119 and encodes 1231 amino acids. NCBI's taxonomy places the organism in Eukaryota, Metazoa, Chordata, Amphibia, Anura, Pipidae.